Molecule: messenger RNA, 956 nt
Organism: Culex pipiens pallens (northern house mosquito)
Lineage: Eukaryota; Metazoa; Arthropoda; Insecta; Diptera; Culicidae
Gene: mRpL46
Product: 39S ribosomal protein L46, mitochondrial
Exons: 2
Coding region: 95-907 (270 amino acids)
Cellular component (GO): mitochondrial large ribosomal subunit
Molecular function (GO): structural constituent of ribosome
Source: RefSeq, a predicted model, not a curated record
AACGUGACGCAAACGUCAAACCCGACAAGAAAUCCAUCGCGUAACUUUUAUUUCUCGCAUUUCCACGCAAAUUUUACUCAAAUUACAGAAAAUUAUGAGUUUUCUCGCGUCCAGAGUGUUGUUCCGGUCGGGGAGCGUUCUGCUGAGCCGGCAAGCUUCAAGCAAAGGUGCAGCGGGAGCAGUGGCGGGAAAGUCGAAAGAAAAAUGGGACCUCCUUGCCGGUGUGCUCGUGGAACGGCUUCCCGUGGUCACGAAAACGAUGGAACCGAUCGAGGCGAAGUUUAAGUCCAUCCUGGACCAGAUCGAGUUCGAAAACAGCCUCAAAUCGAACCACGAGCUGCGCAAGGAAACGGAAAAGCGCCAAGCCGAGCUGCUCAAGGCGGGCAAAAUCGACCUGGACUCGGAAGCGCUCAAGCAAACCGCCCAAGAUCUGGAGGACGCGUACAACGACGAGCUGAGCAAGUUCAAGCCGGCGCCCCGCCUGACCGAAGCGGACCGGAAGGGCGAUCUGUGCUCGCUGGAGCGAAAGUUGGAGGAAACGUUGGUGCUGCUGGCGGAACAGAAGCUUGGGGGAAAGAGUUACUAUUUGCUUCCGCAGGGGCAGCUCGGUGCGGGGGAGACUUCGUUGCGGCAAACCGCGGAACGGGUGCUUCGCGAGACGGUUGGAGAUUCGCUGCAGGUCACGUUCUACGGGAACGCUCCGGUUGGGUUUUACAAGUACAAGUACCCGGCGACGGCCAAGCGGGAUGCCGUUGGGGCGAAGGUGUUUUUCUUCCGGUGCGUGCUCAAGGAAGGCAGUCCGAAUGUGGGUGAAGGGAGUGUGAAAGUUCAGUGGCUUGACCAGGGAGAGCUGGCGAAGACGCUGCAGGAACCGUACUAUCGAAGCGUUUCGCAGUUUUUGUUGUAGAGCUUGUUCUUUCGCUUAGUUGAAAAUAAACCAAAACCAUUUAAACUAA